GCAGAAGAACUUAAAAUAGCAGAGAUGGCGAAGCUCAGGCACGCUAACAAGCUUUACAACGAGAAGAUUGCUCAGGAGAGGCGUGAACAGCGGGCAAAGGAGAAGGAGGAACGUGAGCAAAAGGCCGAGGAAGCAGCCGAACGCAAGGCUCAAAGAGAGCGUAAUAAACAAGCUCGCGACGCUGAAAAAGCUUUAAAAUUGCCCCAAAGACACAAUCGCAAAGCUUCAGCAGCUCCUGCAGCAAGAAUACCAAAGAAGCGUUGUACUAUGACCACAGUACGUGGUGUUGCUGCUGCAGAGCCUCCUGCGGCACCUCGCACCCACACCACCCGUAGCAGCAGAACCGCAACUCUAUAUAAUUAA
Didymella exigua CBS 183.55 is the source of this 363-nucleotide messenger RNA. RefSeq lists its product as uncharacterized. The record is from RefSeq and is a predicted model, not a curated record. The transcript has 2 exons. The annotation marks the transcript as partial. NCBI's taxonomy places the organism in Eukaryota, Fungi, Ascomycota, Dothideomycetes, Pleosporales, Didymellaceae.